Molecule: messenger RNA, 15311 nt
Organism: Drosophila innubila
Lineage: Eukaryota; Metazoa; Arthropoda; Insecta; Diptera; Drosophilidae
Gene: Bruce
Product: baculoviral IAP repeat-containing protein 6
Exons: 32
Coding region: 291-14912 (4873 amino acids)
Biological process (GO): regulation of cytokinesis; negative regulation of apoptotic process; apoptotic process
Cellular component (GO): nucleus
Molecular function (GO): ubiquitin conjugating enzyme activity; cysteine-type endopeptidase inhibitor activity
Source: RefSeq, a predicted model, not a curated record
GCCGUUCUUUUAUGAUCGAAUCAUAAAUUGUUUAAUUUGACACAACUCUAAAUUGAAGUUUUUGACAAUUGUCAAACGUAAAGGCGAAUGGCAAAUCAAAUACUCAUCUGUCAGAAGGAAGAAAAGAGGGACACAUAGAAAAACUGCAGCGCAGCAGCAGAGUCCCGACAAAAAGUAAUUUUUAAUUGUGAAAAUUUCUUGAUCAACUGUGAAAUCAAUAAUACAAAGAAUAGGCAAAGUUUGCGUUGUCAAUAAAUCAAAACGCGCGCACGACGCCCGCAUGUGACAGCAUGGAACAGCGUAUUCUUAAGCACGACGGCUACUUGGAUAUGGGCGAUGAUAGUUGCAACGAUGCUGUUUUGCCUCGCGGAGCACGACUUUUUGAAAUACGCAACAUCGUCUAUCAUCCGCAGCUUAAUGUGCUGCUUGCGUUUGGCGUCAAUAAUCUAGUGAAAGUUCUAGAUGUCAAUUCCGGCGUUACAUUGCAGACUUAUCAAUUGAGUACAAAUGCUGAGAGCUUAAUACAAGGACGUUACAUGCCAUUGCAAGAUAAAAUCUUGUUCUGGGAUGGUCACAAUCUGGGAUUGCGUGGCGACUACAACGGCGUUUUGCUCUUGGACACAAUACUGCAGGCACCGAUUGGACAGAAUGAUGAUUACAUCAAGCUGGAGCUCAUAUUGUCCGAGGCGAUCAUAUUUCAAAAUUGCAUAAAUGAACUGGAGAGUGAAGGUCUCGAGUGUCCGUGUGACAUUAGCAACGAGCUGACACUGAAGAUUAACCAGGCCCAGUUAAAUGCCAAGAAGGGCAUAAAAGCGCAACGCUGGAACACCAUUUGCCUGGAGGUGCCCUACUCCAGCCUGAAACUGGUGGCAAAUAAUGUGGUCAUAUUGCUGAAACGUUUGGAACGACACAUUCCGGUGCUGGCCAUAGCAUCAGCCAUCAAUGAGCGACUCACCGACAUGCUAAUGGGCUCCCGGUUGCCAGAUUUCGGCUGGAAAUUUAGCAAUUUUCAGCGUGUACUCAUGCACUCGGAAGCAGUGCGGCGUCAGACAUUUGAAAAGUGGCCACAUAUGGACUAUAAGUGGGCGCUGCCGGAUCAAAUGGCACAGGCAGGCUUCUAUCAUCAGCCGUCAUCGUCGGGAGAGGAUCGUGCCAUGUGCUUCACAUGCAACGUCUGCCUGGUCUGCUGGGAGAAGACCGACGAGCCUUGGAGCGAGCAUGAGCGUCACUCUCCACUUUGCCCAUUUGUCAAGGGCGAAUACACGCAGAACGUGCCACUCUCGAUCAGUUAUGCCACCAAUCCAGCAUUAACUGCACCGGGUCUAGGCUUUGAUAUCAUUUCGAACAGUGACUAUGCUAAUGUUCUUUGCACGAGCUGCACUCAAACCGGCGAGCUGAGCGUGUGGAGCAUUGAACGUCAUUUAAAGCUAAUGCACACUUUCCACGUUCCCACUCUGCUCAAAGAGGUCUUCGAGGAGAAUUUCGAAUGGGCGCGUGUUACGGCAAUCUGUGUGCUGCCCAAUGCUCGUGCCCGCACCAAAGUCAACUACGUCUACUCGGCGAACUAUAACGGCAGUGGGAAUAGCAGCAGCGCUGCUCACGCCGCCAGCAUGAACAGCAGUAGUAAAUUUGGUAGCGUUAAUGCUCAACACAUAACAUCAACAUCGACGCUGCGAGCUGGCGUUGUGGGCUCCAAGAUAGUGCUCGGCGUGAGUGUACGCCAAAGCAGCGGAGAGAUGGCACUGCGCAUGGUGGUGCUCAAUAUUGUGGAGCUGGACAGGCACAGCGACAACUCGGCCAUAAUUAGCAAUGACAGCGGCAGCGUUUCAAGCAUUGCAAGUCAACUAAAGAAGACUUCGUCUCAGCUGGGCACCACUUCUAGUGAUUCAAAUGUGGUUGCCAGUCAAGCUAGUCUGGAGUCCUCGAAGGACGACGACAACAAAAUGUUGACACCCUAUGAAAAAUUUGCCGAUGGUUUUGAUAGCAACGGUUUUGUGUCCGCAUUAAUGACAUAUAACAAGAACAACGGUAGCCAGAGCGGCAAUAAUCCCUCGGUGCUGUACGAUUUUGAUUUGUCAACGUUGUCGCAAAUAUUGGAUAGCAAUCUGGACGAUUCUUCCUCUGGUCUAAUGGUCACCUCCAAUACGGUGAAUGUAAGCAACAGUUUGCUGGGCAUGGGCAAUGAUAUGGAUAAGCUUCUAGAUCAGGCCGAGAUAUCACAUCAAAACAACAAUAACAACAAUGACACCAACUCCCUGGGCGUUGGCUCCACAAACAAUAACAACAACAACAACAGCAUCAUCAUCAAUGGUAGCAACGGAUCUAGCGAUAAAUUGACCGCAAGUGAGGAAAUUGAUUGUGUAGUGGAAAGCUGGACGAGUGUGAAACGCAUGAAUGCAUUGGAUGGCGCUCAUAGUGCAGAUGGAGUACCUUUGGAUGUGCAGGAGAUUGUCGAGAUAGCUGAAAUUCUGCCCACCAGUCCCAAGUGUAAUCAAUUGCUGGUUAAAUUGCUGCGGACCAAGGCGCCAGAAACAGAAGCCGCCAAGAUUAUAAUGGCAACAGUAUCCAAAGAGGAGGAAGAAGAGCACAAUGUGAGCAUGGAUAUGGACGAAAAUAAUGCAGAUUGCAAUGUGGCUGCACAGAUGCUACUCUUUGACUAUGAUGACAUGCAAAUCUCCAAUGACUACACACUUGCCAUGACUUUCAGCCGUGCCAAAUGCCCCAAGCAGCUGUGUAUCCUGCCACCCUAUAUAACAUCGGCUUCUUCCGAUGUAAAGGAGGCCGGCUCCAUUUGUGUGGUGUGCGCAGACGGUUCCAUUGAAAUCUACUCGCUGGCCGAUUUCCAGGUGUCUUCUGUCAUCGAGGAAGAGGGGGAACACUUUGAGGCUGUAGUUUAUUGUCGUAACCUGGACAGACUUUGCUGCUGUUCCCGACAGGGUGGCAUGUUGUUCUACUCGCUUAACGACGGUGAAAACGAUUCUGGCGAUGAAAUGCUGGAGAUGGAGGAGGACUGCAGUACCACAUUGACGCAUGGCAUGGACUUGAGCGUGACUGACGGUGUUCGCAAUGUGGCUGGAACUGAAUCGCUCAUGCCCGAUGGAACAAUAUCCAUUGAUGUGGGCAACGAAGCGGCAGCCGGCACAUCAAGUCAAGGCAUACAUGUGCAGACCUCACCAUCCACUAUUUCCCUCAUGGCCAACAAUGCCAAUCUUCUGGCGUAUAAGACUGCAGACUUGACGCUCGAAGAUCUGCGAGUUUUCUAUGCACUGACACACUUUGAUGAUAAACUGACAGUGUACUCAGCUGAAGUGCCCAGUUGCUGGAAUGAUUUGGGUCAGGCUCAGAAGCAGCGAAAGCAAUCUCAAAAUAUGCGUCAUGGAGGCGAUGAGCGUGAUUUCACACGCACUUGGCGACUGCACAACGAUGCAACCACAUGGGAUGAGCACAUUAUUGAGCUGAACUUGGCACAGCCCGUCUCGUUGGGACACAUCGAUUUGAAGUUUACUGUGUACCAGCAAUGCUCCAAUCCUGCAGCCAUACAGGUUACUCUGCUUAAGCAGAACACAAAUGGUUUUGGUUACCGCAUGAAAGGCCACGCCAGUUAUAAACCCAACGUGAUUGACGAUAACAUUGAUCUCUCCUACAUUGCCAACGAGAAUCCAGUGCUCAGUGAGGAAUAUUUGUCGGCUCACAAUGCCGAGGUGUUGGCUGGUCCCAUAGAGCUCUCCUCGUGUAUUGAUUUGUGUGAUCAAGGCGGUACAGCCACUCUCACAUCGCCGAAACUCUUCAAGACGCGUACUCGUAACUUUCUUUUGCAUAUCAAGACCGUAUCAGAUCCAUCCAAGGAAGGCCAAAACAAAACGAGAGGUUGCGAUUGGCUGCACGAGAUUUCGAUAAGUGUGCGUGCUGUUAAGUCACAUAGUCGCAUCAGUAAUGGACGCAUACAGCGUAUUGCCAUGCUGGAUAGCAAUGGACUUUUGGAACAGCUCUUUCGAAUUGCCAGCGAUGUGGAAUCGACGCCACUUACCAAAAACCUGGCUCUUGAUGUGCUUAAUUGGAUUUGCUUUAUACGCCUAAAUCGCUUUCGUUCACCCAAAUCGGAGCGCAUCAAGGAUCAGAUAAACAAGCAAACGGCAGCCAAUAUCAAUGAUCUGUUGGCCCAGCAAUUUGAAUGCAUCUGCCUAGCUGAAAAGCACAUCGAACAGUUAAUCCGCAACUGCAUCAUCUAUAGUGAGCGUAGCACGGCGCACAAGUGCGUCAAGCUAAUGAUCAUGCUGACGGAGGGCGUGGCAAAUCUUCCUGCUGAAUUGCAGAAGCAUGCUACUUUGGAUACGACCAUCAAGAUGGCAAUCACCAAUACGUUCUAUGAGCUGCCGCAAGCGCGAUGUGGCAGUGUGGUGCGCUGGUAUACAAUGCUUGCCUGUGCAACAUCCACUGCUGAGUCACACAAUAGCAUAUCUGAAUAUGCCAUCAAUUUGCUUAAAGACAUAUCCAACGAAAUUGACAAACGUUGGGAUCCACACUGUGCUCUUCUCAGCACACGAUUUGGACUCUACGGCUUUCCAUUUGAACCUGAAAUAUUUGACUUUGAUUUUCCCAAUAUCAAUCGUCAUGGAUCAAGUUCAUCCGUAGCACUCACAAAUGUAAUACGCAGCAGUGCCACUAUUUUGCCGGUGACCGGCCUUGAUAUUAAGCGUCUCAGUUCGAUAGAUGGAGUUGAUUUUCGCACAUUUCCUCAUUUAAUUCGUGGCAAGAGUAUAAGCAAUCAGUUACGUGGACUUCUGGAAGUGGUGCAGUUGCAUUUCAAUUGCGUUCAAGCGUCUGAGGCUACGCGCAUUGAUAAUAUUGAUAGCGUGGUCAAUGGAGCUGCCAGUGUGGUUAUUGAGGAUGUGAUGAUGAUGCCAAAGAUGGUUGCAGCCAAGGGAAAGGAUGAUGAAUUGCUGAGCGAUCUGGUCAACGAUGUCGAGUGUCUGGUAGAUGAGAUGAAGGACAAAGACCUUGUGACCGCUUUUAACUCCUUUGCCACGGUCAAUGGCUUUAAGGAUAAGGCUUCGGUCUCGUCCCUAACUGAUCUUGAACAUGCAUUGAAAGAGGAGGUAAAAAUCGAGAAGGAAGCGUUCAUUGAUAAGCUGAAGAUUUCAAAGUUUUUGCCACAGAUUACACUUUGGAACAGCUACAUACAAAAGAAGUUUGGUAUUAACGAAGAAAACUCAUAUGACACUUUUGGAGACCUGGACAAUUGGGAGAAGCCAGCUUUAAAGUCGUGCCUCGAUGUCCUUACUGAAGAGGCCUCACCAUCUCAGACAUCCGAGCAAUCCCAACCAACAUCGCAGACGGGCGCCAAUGAAAGUUCACAGAAUAUCGUAGAUGAUGAAAUGGAGCGAGAGAAAAUCAAAGAAAAUUUGAGUGCCAAUCCUUGCCCACCCAUUGCUUGGCAUAAGCUGCUGACGCCUCCGCCCAAGCUAAUGAUUGUUGUUGAUCGCAUGCAUUCGGGUGCCCGUCGCUUUGUUGUGCUCGAUUUUGGUCAGCACAUACUCCUAACGGAUCUGGUGAUACCUGCCUGCGAUGAGCUGACAUCUCUAAACAUUGACAUUUGGUGCUUUGACGAGGAGACUGACUGCACGCGCCUUGUUCAGGUCUCUGACAUACAGACCAAGACACUAGUCCUGAGCGAUAUGCAGCCGCCACCCAUUUGUCGCUAUUUGAAGCUAACAAUCGUUGGUCGGAAUGGUAUGUCAUCCACCAAAUCUAAGGUGCCCCUGGGCAGCUUUUUUGGACAUCCAGUUGUGCUGGAACAUGAUGGCUACGGAGAUCAGUUGGUGCGAUUUAUUAAGCAGCCCGCCCAAUCGCUGCAGGCACACCUCAAGUCCCUAAAUGCACUGUACGAGGAUGUGCAUUGUCGCUAUAGUUUGGCCAGUAGCAAAUUGAUGGAACUGCUAUCACCUAUGCGCAACAGCGAGCUAUCUAAUGUCGCUCAUCUGCAGGCAUUUAUUAACAAGCAACGUGAUGAGGAGCUUAGCUGUGGAAUGGACAACAAUAACAAGGUUGUUUCCCUAUACGACGAAUGCAUGCUCUUGCAAUACCAAAUCAAUGUUAUACGAAAUGUGGUGCUGCGUCUGGAGCGUGCAUUAUCACCAAAAUCCCAUCGCACGCCUUCGCCACCGAGUCCUGGGCUUAUCGAAAAGUCACUGCGCAGCGCAUCGCGGGAUAAGUUGCGUGUGCUUAGCCUUAGUUUAGUUGAGGUGCUGUUACAUUUUUCCAUUGAGUAUGGUAUUAAGAAUAUACUGCCGGUGCAUCAACGCUUCAAUGUGGUUACGGCUAAGGCGCUGUUCAACUCUCUAGUUGUAUAUGGCGACGCACAGUUGCAGUUGGCGACAUGUUCCUUAUUGGUUCGCAUGUGUUGCUUUCAGCCUUGGUGGGGCGAUUUUCUGGCCGACACAUUCUGUAGCUUGUUCUCGGCUCAAAAUUGUAAGGCAUUUCCACAAGAUCGCAUAUUCUUUUUGCUCACAUAUUUGGGACGUCGCAGCAUUGCUAUGGGUGCUUGUCGCUCUAUUGUCAUUGAUGCCGUGCUCAAGACACUUGUGAAGUUGUUGGCGCCCAUUUCCCCGCACUACAAAUUCCAGUCGGAACAGCCGAGCACAUCGGCUAGCGCAGCUGAACGCAGUGCUGCCAUGGGAAGCACUUCCGAUCUGCAGCUUAUUACUUGGUUGCUAUUGUUCCUUUCUGUUUGUCUGGAUGACAAUAAUGAUCGCAAGGAUAAAUCUGCAGCGCGUUGGGACUUCAUGAGCUGUGAAAGCGACUUUACAAAGACCAGGCCCAAUAACACGCCCAAUAGUAAACAGCUUCGUUGCUUCAAAAAACGAAUAAUUCAACAGAACAAAUACUCUGUCCAGCCCUACACGGAUUGGGGCAAGAAAAUCUACAUGAUUCAAAACGAGCAUCCUGGCAUAUUCAUGGAGUUGUCAACUAAAUCAAAGGCUAGCGGUACGAGCAAAGCAACGUCAACCAGUGGAAAAAUCAAUAUGGUAGCGAAUACCAUGUGUACGCCAAGCGUUGGCUCUACUGGCAGCUCAGUUAAAGCCACAAGCACAUCCACAACAUCGCCUAAGCAUCUGGAUGGCUUAGGUGCUAGUGCUGAUGGAGACAGUAACUUUGACAAGGGUUUGAAGGCGUUGAGCAUGGCCAACAUCAAGGUGGUCAUACGAGGAUUGUUCGCUCUACUCCUGGAAAUGGAUUUUGAUUGCAAUAUGGACCAGUUUCUACUAACGUGCAAGGUUAUAGCGCGGCUUGUAGCUGCAUGCCGACCGUCGGUUAGAUUGUGCAAAAUUGUAACGACAGCUCAACUCGAGCAACUCAUACGUCUGGCCGUGUGGAACGAUCAGCAGCAGCCCUGGGCGGUGCAUGCAAUUACUUGUCUAUUGCAGGACUUGUUGGAUGCGGACAAACAAUACAGGGAUAAUGAUGCCACACCCACCAAUGAUGGAGCCCGUUCCAUGGUCACGACAGCUGUGCAGGAGACGCGCGAUCUUUUCAGUGAUUAUUCUUCAACCUCCUCAACAUCUGCCGCACAGGCUGUGUUAUAUAUGCCGACAGCAAGUGAAUUUUAUCAGGAGGCUGUGAAAUAUAAUUACCUACCCUCGUUGAUCGAGUGUGAGGAUACCGAAUUCGACGAGAUGCUUAACGACAUCGAUAUGAUCGAGCGCACCAAGCCAAUUACAAAGAAGGAAAGUAAUGCCCUUUGCAAAAAUACUUUCAACUUCUUUUGUAAGUCCAUAUCCAUUGCGAUGGAUUCUCGUCUGGAUGCUGGCUUGGAACUGCAUGUGGAAGCUCAGUUACGUCGCCUGACCAAUCGUACAUCGCUGGAUUUAUACUCAUCGUUGCCGCAGGUGCUGACCAAUGAGUUUGUGUCUGCACCCCCAGAAGCUGCACACUGGCCAGAGUAUCUGACACAGUUGUGGUCUGGUCCAGAUUACAGUGGUCGCAAUACAUACAUAAUGCUUAAGAACGUUUUCGAUUCUAUACUGGCUGAUCUACACUACGAGGACACGUGGGUGCAUCUGGAGCAGGUGUUGCAGAUGUGGCUAACACUGAACUGUGAGCUUGCCGAUAAACCAUACACAUCUGGAAUCACACAAACGGAUAUACCCAAGAUUCCAUUUGGUGCCAAUGCUGUGCAAGGUCUUCUGCUAGCUUUAGCUUGGCACAAUGACAUUAAGCUGCGCACUUGGUGCUUGGGCUUUCAGUGUCUGUUUCUCGCUUGCAACUCGUUGCCCAUUGGCGACGAUGUCACCGACUGCACGCGCAUUAAUGAGGUCAUUGUAAAUGAUGAAAACUUUGAAAAGAUGCUGCUGCGCUUCUUCUCCGGCUACGGCAUGAGUUCAUCUAUCAUAACAAAUCGAUGUGCUGGACCCACCAUCUGCAAGCAUCUACACGAGCUCAUGCUUUGGCUUCAUAGCAAGAGCGAGAGUAGCGGCGGUCUCAUUCCGUGCAAGCGUCGGCUAAAGGACAUUCUUUUACAUGUUGUAUUGCAAUUGGUACAGCCUGGUGGCGCCAUUAGCAAUCAGCAGGGUCCAAUCGAUGCUCAGAAUCAGUUGGUACGCGAUCUGCUUUUAAUGCCUAACGAUAAGGGUGAUCUGAACAUUGCGCUUAAGAUUAUCGAGAGUGUUUCUUUUCUAGUCUUCAACAACAUUUCCAAUGGCGAGAAGCUGCAAUGCCAGCGCGGUAAUGAGAACAGCAAUGCUGGCAACAACUUUAGCAAUUUGUUUGCCAAUGUCUUGGGUUCCGAGAAUCCAACCAAACAGAAUGCCAACAUAUGUGACAAUUCGUUGAUUAUAAAUUUACUUAAAUUGUCCUCACACAUGGUUCUCACCGAGAUGCCCAGGCAACCCAGCGAGGUAACAAUACCCGAGGAGGAGGAGCUGUCUAAUCAAAGCCAAACGGAUGAAACCAAAGCUGAACAACUUAACACAGAUGGACACCGCAGCAAGGUUCCCUGCAUUGCCGAUUGGGUGCUGCGACAUUUUCCCACAAUGAAACGUCUAUUUGGAGCACUCUCUCAAUGCUCUACAAACACGUUUACUAUGAUGUCCUCGAGCUGUUUCUUUUCGCUGAAAACUAACAUGGUACUGGACGAGCCACAGACCAUUGCAGAUGCCGUUUUCAGUUUGAUGAUCACUUUAAGUGAGAGGGCAUCUAAUCCACGCCUGGUUGUCGCGCCCAUUUGCCAAUAUCUUGAAGAGACUACCAUACAACGUAAUGCCACUUUGCCGCGUCUUCAAUUAUCGGAACCAUUUCUCUGGUACAUUUCGAAGGUGUUAGAAGUUACAGCGGCUGUGCAGAUAUUUACUCAAUUGGGUGGCAUACAAAUAAUCUGCCACAACUUGGUGCGACUCAACAAGACGAUUAUUAACAUGCAGCCGGGAUUGAUAUCGAUGAUCAUGCAACAUAUGACGCGUAACACGCGCCUCAAACUCAAUAGUCAUGUAAGCAAUGCUAAUGCCUGUAAGAAGACAACAACUGGCACAGGACCACCAGGUACAACAACAGCUGCGCAACCAUCAAGAAACAGCAGUGCUCAGUAUGAUGGACUGAUCAAUUUUGCACCAUUCUCGCACAUUGUAUCGGAGAACGAUGCGGCACAAAGUGCCGAGAUGCUAAUAUCAAAUCCUAAUGCCACACACAGACGACCACGAUCGCCAGCAUGGAGUUAUAUGUUCUAUCCAAAUGAGACACACGUUGAUUUAACCAUUACGUUGCCCACUGCAAUUUUGCUCAAGGAGGUGCAACUCGUGCCGCAUACCUCAAGUCUAGCGUCCUGCCCCUCAGCCGUAGCAUUGGAAUUGUCUAGAGAUUAUGGUGUUGGCUCUAUUCCUGUUGGCGCUCCGAUGGCCACAACAGGCCUCACCUGCAUACGUCUGAAGUUGGCCAAAGCGGAGGUGGCCACAAGUAUUGUGCUGAGGCUUUACAAACCCAAAGACUGCGGGAAUGUUGGACUAGUGCAGAUUGCCGUGCUGGGUCAGACAAUCUUUGGGAAUCGCAUGCAGGGAUUACGUGGGCAAGGAGCUUUUGGUGAUUCAUUUAUCGCCUGCUCUACACCAUUGCCCACGGCUGCGCUGUCAGCCAUGGAUGUCGAUGCAAUGCCGGAGGAUGAUGCAUUUGCCAAGACAAGCAUUGGCUGGGUGCGCAUACUCUCUCGAUGCUUUCAUGUGGCUGCUUUGCAACCGGAUAGCAAGCUAUCUGAUUUAAUUGCCUCGUAUCCGGCUGAAUAUCCCGGAUUUUUGGAGGCCUGUUGCUCCCUGCUAAAUAUUAUGCCCAUGAUACCUAGUCUGGCACAACAGCAUCUUGAGACGAUACUUAUAAAGCUGGGUGCAUACAAUCAUGAGCUCAGUUUGCAAUUGUUGCGCACUCUGCUUUGGCAUACCACACCACAGGUGUUUAAGCUUUCCAGCGAUGCGGUCUGCGAUCUCAUUUACCAAGUUGUUACCGGCUCCACGGAGCACAUGCUGGACAAACUGCGUGUUCUGCUGGACUGGAUCAUGCAACUGCAUGACAAUUAUAGCAAACAGGCGCGCUGUAACAAUCCGCAAAGCGGAUUUGUUAAAGUGAUUGCCUCCAUUUUGUGGCAAGUUCAGUUGCAACAACAGGUGCCCGAUCUGUCGCACCUUAUUACGCCGGCAUUGUUCGAGACUUGUUAUCAGUGGAUCGCCGAGCUGGAGCACGAUGAGCCACUGAAGAGCAGUUUCGAUGCGUUACUCUGUGCUCUGUGUUAUAUCAAAUCCGAGCUCUUUAAUCAGUUGCUGAUGAAGUUGGGUGUGAAAUUGGAACAACAGACGCGUGGUAAAACAGAUGAUAGCAAAGUUCAAAGCGGCAGCGCUUGGUUCCGUCGCGAGGGCAGUGACAAUCUUACACAGCUGCUUCAGCAUCCGGCGUUCCUAAAGACACUAGCUUUGGCUUGCCAGUCGCCGGUGGCCGUUUACCAGAUGCUAGACUCAGGUCUGCCCAAACUACUUGCACAUGCCAUCUUCGAGUACUGCACAUAUAUGUUGCCCACCACGGAGGGACCAGCUGUGGAUACAGCGGCGACAGCCAGUUGCAGCAGUCAAGCAGCGGCUGCCGGAGACUCCUUGCUAACGGACUUUGAUAAGGCGGAAGCGAGUACUGGAAGUGGCAGUUUGCCGCUUCUGAGUUGCGCAAAUGUGCCCAAGGUCUUGGACUUCUUCUCGGAAUGCUGUGCCGAGGGUCCCAUGCGUGAUUGGCUGGGUACGAUGCAGGGCUCGAUGUUUUGGAAGCCACUUUUGCAGCUGCUGUGCAACACACACUUGGCACAGUUCAGCAAAACUUUACCCAUGCAACAGUCUUUUAUUCGUCUGGAACGGGCUACAAUUAAUUUCUUUACCCGUGUAAGCGCAUGCCAUCCAGCCAACCAGGAAGUGCUCACCUCGCUGCUCAUUGGUGCCAUUAUUUGUAAACCUCUGCGAUCAGCCGCUGGUAAUCGACCCACCAUAUCCGGCUUUACAAGGCAACUGGUGCUCCAGUUGUUACUGGAGAACGAGCACAUUACGGUCUCUGUACGCAGCCAGCAGCCAUUGCAACGUCGGGAUACCUUGUCUGCCAUCAUGGGUGGAACUUGUGUUGGAGGUGCCAGCAAUAGUUUGCCCGUCGCCUCAGUUAAUCAUCAUCCGGCAAGACGAAGCAGCGCCCAUCAAAUGCUCUUUAAUGUCACCACAAACACAACCUGUCAGGAGAUCAUGCAGAACUGUGUCAGCGUGUAUAGUAACUUAGUGUAUCAACAACCAACAGAUCAACGUACUGGCGAUGCCUCAGGCAGUGUUCCGGCUGCAGCGAAGACAAGCGACUGCAAGCUGGAUAAAUCGUGCUUCAUUAACUUUAACAAUAUGGAAGCUGGUAGCAUGGAGUUUCUAACCGUUGGCGCUGCGGUGGCGGCCAAGGAUAAACGCAUCAAGGAUGCAAAAAAUCAGGCAGCCAUGAAUAAGGACAAGGAGACGCAGACAACGGCAUCGCAACUACUGCCCAUCAAUACUUUCAAUAUUGAGGAAUUUCUAUUGCAAGCAGCGCAUGCUGGCAAUGGCAGUCAAUUGAUUAUAGCAGAGUAUCCGGAUAUACUGCUGUCAGGAGAUGCCACCAUCUCACAGGUGUUGGCCACGCUGCAGGAUGCGGGACACUCGCUGUCUGCGCCCUGUCUAACACUGAACCUGGUGCCGCAGUGCGCGGUGGGUGAUGAAGCAGCCGAGUCUAAAAAAGUUAAGGCUGCUUGUACAGAGCCGCUGCCAUCGCCAUUGCAGCGAUUCUCUAGCAGUGGAGGACUAUCGCUGUUAGCUCACUAUUUGCCAACUGUGUAUCCUGAACACAUGGGCCGCAAGGCCACUGCAGUUGCAACCGAGAAGGAAAAGAGUCCACCACUGUCUGAUUGGGUAAAGCUAGAGCCAAAUGAUGAGAUUUAUGAAGAUCUGGAGGAUACAAUUUGUGAGCCGGCGUCCAAACAGGUUACUGUUAGCUCUGUGCCCCAGCACUCGUUGGCCGCUUUUGGUCUGUUCCUACGCUUGCCUGCCUAUUCGGAUGUGCUGCUUAGGGAUAAACAGCGUGCCCAGUGUCUUCUGCGCCUGGUUCUAGGUGUUACCGGAGAUGGUGAUGGCAAUGACAUCUACAGCCUAUCACUGGCCCCUUCGUUGCCCACGUUGCCCUUCGAGGUAUUCCGCCAACUGCUUGACAGUGUAUCGUUAUCCACUGAUGACGGCGUCCUUCUACGCCGUGUCGUUAUUGAAGUCGGAGCCAUGCACCUUGUGCUCAAUUGUCUGGGAAUCUUUUCACAUCAGUCACAUAACAGCCAAAUUGGUCCAAUAUUCAAUGAGCCCACUUUUAGUGGUAACAGCAGCAGUACAAUCAAUGGCAAUGGAAGUGGCAAUGCCAAUGCCAAUGGCAAUGGCAAUGGAAAUGGAAACGGAAAUAGCGCAGGCACCAAGAUCAAUUCAGCUGAAGAACCUUUGCCAAGUGCAACCACGUCGGAUGAUAAGAGCCACAUCUACUGGGCAAAGGGCACUGGCUUUGGCACUGGUUCCACAACACAAUCUUGGAACGUUGAGCAAGCGCUUUUGCGCCAAAAGAGUGAGGAGGAGCAUGUGACGGUUUUGCUGCUAGUAUUAUCCAGUUAUAUCAAUCCUGGAGAUUGCAUACCCAGCGAUAUGCGCGGAGAGGAUAUACUUGCCUUUCAUGAUGUGCGUGAUGUGACUGGUGAACUACCGCCCAUUUUCCAGACGCUGUUGCAGCAAUCGUGUCUCAUACCAGCACUUAGCUCUUACCUGCGUAACGAUUCAGUUUUAGACAUUACACGUCACAUUCCUCUCUAUCGUGCCAUUCUAAAGCUGCUGCGUGCGCUGUCGCUGUCCAAGAACUUGGUAUCGUUGCUGCAACCGACAUCGAGUGCCAACGGGGAGUGUACACCACCAAUUGCAGAGCUGCUAAAGAGCAUGAAGACCUGCGUUGACACCUAUGCCAAACGACUCAAAGUCAACAAGAAGUCGAACAUUAAAGGACAGACCCAUCAGUUGACAUUCAAUAUAGAUGACGGCGAUGACGAAGGUCUAGCGCUGCUCAUACCGGAUAUACAUGAGACCUGUGUUCUGGUGCAGAAGACCACCGACGCAGAUGCUCUGAUAAAUAUGCUGCAUACGCAUGAUGAUGGUAUGGGUUCAUUGGAGCGUCCGCUGACCAAAUCAGUCGAACAACGCUAUCUGGAGUUAAUGAAAAAGCGUCAGUUUGAUACAUACGAUAUGAUUGUGGAAUCGGAUAACAACAGCUUUCGUUUUGUGGUCUCACAUCAUUUUGAAAAAAUGGUGCGUUUGGCUGGCGAUCGCUACCAUCCAUCGCGGGUCAAGCGGUUGGCACAGGAAGCAGUCACGCUCUCCACCAGCUUGCCGCUGAGUUUUAGUAGCUCUGUUUUUGUGCGCUGUGAUACGGACAGAUUGGACAUAAUGAAGGUGCUCAUCACUGGCCCGGCGGAUACGCCAUACGCCAAUGGUUGCUUCGAGUUUGAUGUCUUCUUUCCACCCGAUUAUCCCAAUUUGCCGAUGCUUAUUAAUUUGGAGACAACUGGUCGCCAUUCGGUUCGCUUUAACCCCAACCUUUACAAUGAUGGUAAAGUGUGUCUGUCCGUGCUUAACACUUGGCAUGGUAGACCCGAAGAGAAGUGGAAUGCACAGACGUCCAGUUUUCUGCAGGUUCUCGUCUCCAUACAGUCCUUGAUAUUGGUGCCCGAGCCGUACUUUAAUGAACCAGGCUUUGAGCGCAGUCGUGGCACACCCAGCGGCACUAACUCAUCUCGCGAGUACAACAGCAACAUUUAUCAGGCGUGUGUGCGUUGGGCAAUGCUGGAGCAGAUACGCAAUCCCAAUCCUGUCUUUACAGAUGUCAUACAUAAACACUUUUGGCUGAAGCGUGAGGAGAUUUGCACACAAAUUGAGGGGUGGAUUGAGGAACUGAGUAAGCCACAGUAUACAGAGCGGGCUAGUCGAACUAUUUCCUUUAACUCGAUGGUGUUGCGUCGACACUAUCGGCAUCUGCGAGAGGAGCUGGCAAAGCUGAAGCCCCCUCGUGGCCUAGAGGACUUAGACGCACCCUUCAAUCCAGUGGCUACUCUGCCGCCCAUGGAUGUGUCCACAACAGCGGCAUCCACGGCAACCACAAAUGCACAGGUGGGCACAGAUGACACAUUAGUGCCGGAGCUGAAUUUGAUGGUCGAUAAUGGUGAUAGCGAUUUGCCUCUGUCAGCGGAAUUCUAUAAGGAUAUGGAGAAGUCUGCAGCGUUGCUGGCUGGCGAAGAGGAUGUGGUGGAAAUUCUGAGUGAUACGGAGAAUGAGAGCAGCGUGUGGCAGGAAAAGGAGGACGAUACACCAUAAAUUGCUCUUUGAUGCCGCUUUCACGCACUAGACAGUUUUAUUUAUCUUUAUAAGUUUUGUUUUAUGCUCAUUUGUUUUGUUUAAUUUUUGUAAGAGAGACUGCAACUGCAACAGAACUUGGUGUGCUUUACAUAAAGAAAACGUAAUAUUUAAUGUUAUCGAUAACAAAAAAAAAGAUCCUUUUGAAAAAUGAGUUAAAUAAUAUAUAAAUAUAUAUGAAAUACAUAUUAAUCAAAAUCAAAAAUAUACACUCUUACAUCAAUGCGUGUUGAAAAGCCAACUUUUCACCAAAGAAACGCUCCCGACUCUUAUAGAAAUCUUUUAUUGUAUCGCAAUUUUUAUAAAGGCUUCAUCGAAUGGAUCUAUCAGUAUAAUAAAAUUAACCAUAUGUGUAUAGCA